This is a messenger RNA of Gallus gallus (chicken), 18411 nucleotides long. It is a transcript of the gene NEO1, whose product is annotated as neogenin 1. The coding region runs from base 11124 to 15629 and encodes 1501 amino acids. Lineage: Eukaryota; Metazoa; Chordata; Aves; Galliformes; Phasianidae. Gene Ontology annotation, cellular component: membrane. The transcript is spliced from 44 exons. Gene Ontology annotation, biological process: cell-cell adhesion. Gene Ontology annotation, molecular function: protein binding. The record is from RefSeq and is a predicted model, not a curated record.
GCCCCCGCCGGGCCCCGGCUGUCGUAAAGCCGCUUCGGGAAUCGGGGCGGGCUCUACGCGAAGUGCGCAGUCUCCCUACGCUGUUUGCGUACCGUGGUGAGGUGCGGCUGCGCUGCGGGCGCGGCUGAGCUACGGGAAUAAGCGGGAAGAGCGAGCGCGGCGGUGCUUCGUGAGGGGAAAUGGCGGGAGGAGCAGCUCCCUCACGGCCGUCAGGGCCUCCUCAGGGCGUUCUGGGGCCGUCCGGCCUGGGGGAGCCUGGGCCCCGUCCGCGGGGAGCGAGUGCUGUGGUGUGGAGACCGAGGGGCCUGUGGAGAGCGCUGUCCUAGUGCCCUUGUAAGGGCUUGGUUCUCACAGGGCUGAGUCCCGCGGGUGGAGCUGCGCUCGUUUUCACCUUCCUCACGCCGCCCUUCCUCCUCUGUCCCUCGUUGCCCAGCACCUCUUUGGGUUCAUGGGCCGUAUUUCUGCUCGGUGUUCAUCCUUUUCCUCAGUGGCGCAGCUCACGAUCUCAGCCCUCCCCGCCGGGCUCCGCACGGAGCGCUGCCCGUGUUGGAAGCAGAGCUGUAAGAGGAGAGAGGCGGCCCUCCGUGAGCGGAGAUUGCCGGGCUGCUGGAAGCGGCAGAAACAUCAGCUCUGAGGCUGCCGACGAAACGUGCGGGAGUUUGACAGCUGCGUGCCGCGAACAGGUACACUUUCCACGUUAAACCUGCCUGGGAGGAACCAGUGCUGUUUGGUCUCUGCAAACUGCUGACGUUCCGGCUCUGUGACCAGUUUUGUCAGUGGACUUGAAUGAGGCUGCAAAGGGUUCUCUGCACAGGAAUGCUAUUUUGGGAUGAUGAAGAAUUAUUUGCAAGAGGAAUUUCUGAAGAAUUCUGUAUGAGGAGGGGCACUCAGAGAUCCCAGUGGAGAGGACUGUCUAGACAGCUUGGGCCACCAGUGAGGUAGUGUGUCUUGUGACCAAAACAGCGCCUGUACAGCUGAGCCCUGCAUUGCUUCCAGGUCCUUUGACUUUGGCAUGACGAGUGAUUCUGAAGCCAGGCAUAUGUGAAGCUGAAACACAUGCUGAAGCAUCCAGACGGUGCCUCAAGCUGGCCACACGUUCCCAGAAAUAAAGAAAAACACCAGAGCCUACCUGCAGAAUGACCUUUCUCCUAGCUGACUUGCAGCUCCCAAGCUUUUGUGCUGGAAGAGAUAGGACUUGCCAGUGAAAGAAGAGCUUGCAUCUGCUUGAUGUCUUUGGAUCAAGUAAUCUGCCAGCCAAAGCAGUCUCUUCUUGCCUGCUUCCAAGAGGCAUGAGCUUAAACAACUGGUCUCAGAGUGGGGUAUAUCUACAGUCUUAGCUGUGAAGAAAGGAGAUGAAAUGUUCUCCUGUUCAGUGUAUGUGGAAGAGACUGGAGCUGAGUUGCUAUCUUCGUAACAGUAAAACUACAGCGAGAUCUGAAUUCUUUGUUCAUGUUUCAUCGCCUGCUUUGAGGCAAGCAGUGGUGAUGAGUUCAGACAUCAGCCGUAGGGUGAGUACAGAUACCACCCACACCAGCUCCACCAGCAGACUGCAGACUGUAUCUGGUUCCUCCGUUCCUGUCUGUCCCUCACAGCCCUGCCGCAGGCCCUAAUAGAUGUAGAAGCCUUGUUAUACAGGACUCAGGCCCAGGGAUGGCAUGCUGCUGUUGCUGAGCAGUGCUGGCGAUGAUGACCUAAAGUGGUUUUGAUGAGAUUCAACACCAGGUGCUCCUCAUUAGAAGGUCUCAGCAACACUGUGCCAGUCUGAGCAAGAAACGUUCUCCCUCUUCUUCCACUGAGCAGGAGACAGCUGAGCUGUCCAGCAGACAACUCGGUGCUUUCCCACACCUUUGCUACCAGUUUUUGAAGGUAAUGUAAUGACUGUGCCGCUCCAGCACUACAAACACUCAUCUUUCUGUGGAAAAAAAGUGCAGUCUUUGGAAGACGUACUAUAACUGGCAGCUGAUUUAUUGCGUGAGAUUCCAAGUAAGGAAAGAGUGAAAACAGCACGAGAGUGGCUUUUUCUCUCUUUUAGUCCCGGAUUUAAAUUGGUUGCUGGGGCAGCAUUCAUUUCUCGGAUAAGAGGGAAUCUUUUGGAUUGAGGUUUCCGCAACCUUUUAGGGGUGUCCACCACCUGUGCUUGGGUUUAGAGUACACAUUUAAAGGUGACCCACCCAUCUGACAGUAUACCCAGGUGCCACGUUUACUGAUUUCUCUGCCUCCAAGAAGCUGAACCACAAAUCUCCAGACAUCUGUCAUCACUAACAGAAGGGCACAAAUAUUAAAAUGGAAACCAUAAAGUUGAAUACAUCAAAGAUACAACCAGAGAAGAAAUAUGGGAUCCCUCUGUAGCAGGCAUAACUCAUUCGCAUUGCCAAUUCAAAAUCAGCCAUAGCAGGAGAAUUUAAUGAUACCAUUGUGUAGAGAAAUUAGACAUGACACUAGCCAGUUACCUUCCAUUUUGGUCGGUUAGGAUUUGCUCUUGUUUGACACUCAUUAGAAAUCACAGUAACCUGCUUUCAGGGCAGUCAAAUUAAGGUUUCCUCUCUCUGUACAAGAUUACUCAUCACACCACAGCUACACGAUAAUUGGAAAAUAACUAGUGAAUGAGUACACCUACAGAAGCUGUCAUCUGAGCAUGUCAGUAACGUACCCGAGGUGAUCCUGUAAAGAAUUUGGUUGUACACACAACACCUAAGAAAAAACGGUUGCAGGAAAUUAAUGCUACAUUAACUUAUCAGAUGCAAAAAUUAUUAUUAAUCCUUAAUCAUUCUGGUAAUUUCUUUACAGGAAUUCACCUGCCCUUUUGUUUCCUUUAGUGCCUCUGGCAUGAGAGCACGUGGUUUUCUGCCUGAACCUCAGCCUCAGCUAUUCUUUGUUCUGAGAGGUACAGUGCUUGCUGGGGAGUUUGAGAGGCUUUGUAGUGGUUGUGCUCACAUUAGCAAGCAGCAAGGUGCAGCAGGGGCAGAUCUGGGGAAUGCAACAUUUGGUGCUGGUCUGCUGUGUGCAUUCUGGGGGGAUCCGCUAGCUCUGGUCCGGCCCCAUGACUUGGAACAUUCAGUAGCAACUGGGACAGCUAGGUGAGUUUUUGGAGCACAUCUUGUCAUUUAGUUUUGUCUGAAAGGAAUCUAGUUCUGCAGCAUGGACCUACAUGCAGUAAGGUCAGUAGUCAUCUUGGAAGGGCUGUCCUAGCCCUGAAUAAAACACAAGCCCAUUCAAAUGGAGAGGAGUCUGGAGGAAGCCCAUCAGACCUGUAUCUCAUUGCAGGAAAUGGCUAAGGAAGGUUAAUCUGAACAUGCACAGCCUGUUUUGUUUUUUUUGUAAUGUGUUUGCUCUGAAAUGCAUUUUGUUCUGGGGAAGCCCUACUUUGCAAUCAGGAAGUUGCUUGUUCUGUGAUGAGCAUUGCUGCUGCCCCAGAGGGAGGGGGUGGCACUGUCUGGAUGGACUUCAGAUCUACUGAAGGAACUUGCUUUGGUUCUCCACCCAAGAUCCAGUCUACAACAGGAAAAGUUGCCUGAUUCCCACUGUAGACUUUGGAUUUAGGAGCUAAGAGAUGAUGUGCAUGUGGGGCAUGUCGGGCUGGUCCCAAGUAUAGUUCACCCUGCAGCUGUGACAAGUUUCCAGCCUCAAGUUGUCAAGAAGAUGUGCAGGUAAGAUUAGCAUUAUCAGUUUAUUCUCUUCAGUGCAUUUUUUUGUUUGUUUGUUUUAAUUGGAAAAUACACUCCUUGUAUCACACUGCCCAACUCUGCGUGUUCCCUGCAUAUUCAAACAGAAGAUGAAUUUUCAUUUUUGACAGUUCAGCUUACAAAACCGAGAGAGAGAGAGAAGAAAGACCCUUCUGCAUCAGUGUGAUGAUUGAUCACUUUUUAUUUCUGCUCAGAUGCCAGGUCUGGAUUUGAAAUAGAAAAGUAAUAUACUGUUUCAUGGAGUUACGUGGGGAGGGGGCCCUGGAGGAGGAAUGCAGAGUGCUGUUAGACAGGGCUGGAGAGAUCAGACAGGCACCAGGAGAACAAAAGCCGCCCCUGUUAGAGAUCUGGGAGCUGGUGCUGGAUGGAGUGGGGCCUCCUGCUGCUUUCUGCUCACUGUUGCUGCGGCCAGGCUGGCAUCACUGUGCAGGGAGAAAUGCAGGCAAAGUGCUAAUCUAUCGAAACAGAAGGACAGACUUAGCUUGAGAAGAUGAGCAUGCUGAGCUGGUUUCUGCUCUGUUACACCAUGAAACCUCACUGAUAUCUGUAGAGCUCCCCAGCUGUAACUAGGAGCAGACAGGGGUUCUUUAUGCAUUUUCUCCAGAGCCAAACUGGUGAGGAUUUUGUGAGAACUGGAGAAAUUGAUACUGAGAUUUUCAGCUCUGCAGGAGGGAAUCUCUGUUUGCUUAAUUUGGGAAGAGACGGUCGUAUAACUUACAGGACAAAAAGCUUAAGCAGUGGAAGCAUCCCCCAGAGCAUAGGGUAGAGUUGGAGGCAGCUAGAAAAAGUCUUUCAGGCUGCCCGAGUCCUCCUGCAAAGCUUCCUUCACUCCCUCAAAUACAGAGAAACACCCACUCCAAAUGUGUUGUGCAAGAACACGACGCUGGGACCAGCUGGGCUUAAAACAACCCUGUUUUGUCUAGCUGCCUGUAUAAUUUCUCCCAAAAGGCAAAUGAAAGAGUGGCUUCUGGAAAACAGUUAAUCCUGUAAUUUCACCUCGUUCUCUGGCAAGCACUUCCAUUACUGAAUGGCCUUCACUUCUGUUUCUGUUAGGUGUUCUUUCAAGGUGAAAUUUCUAAUUUCCAGCUUUUUGCAGUUGUCUUAGAAAAGGCACCAUCGUAUCCAAAAGCCCUCUCCCACACUCACCCCACAGUUGCCUUUGCCCAUACAAGUGCCCAUAGCAGAAAUCAGGUCCCUUCUCAGCUACAUCUUUGAUGAGCCAGCAGGGCUGGGCUCCUGCAGAAGCACACAGCACACAGCUCCUGGGUCAUUCUUUUCUCUCUGCCUGAAUCACUUCUUUAUUAUCUCUUUCUCCUUCAAGGAUGGCACAGAGACUGGACACAGCUUUCCAGCAGACAAUCACUGGUGCCAUGAACAAGAAGGAAUGCUCCCUGCUGGUGUUUGUGACUGUCCUUUCCGUGGAGGGAUCAGAGGAGUCUUUCUAUGCAGCUUGUGCUUGUCCUCUAAAUUCUUUUCAAGGCAACUGCUUUCCGAGGCCGCAUCCUCAAGGCUGUGAGUAGAGCUCACUCGGGAUAAACCCAAGCCUGAGAUACAGAGGAUGGAGCACUUCUUACCCCAGCGAUACGUACUUGAGAGCCAUCUUGGAUGAUUUUCCAGAGACAGUGUGAUCUGGAGAUGCCAUGCAUUGUGGAAAUAAGUCCCAGCAAGCUGUGAGCAGCCAAGACUUGUUGACCAGAGGAACUGCAGAUGCUGGAUUCUUAAAACCUGUGCUUUACCGUACAUCUUCAUACCGUUCCCUGAAUUAAAAUGAUUCAGGAAAUGCAUUUUCUGACUGUCAGUGAAAUGCAUUCAUCACUCCCAUGAAUGUGCACCAGAUUGUUAAUGCUUCGGGCCAAAUUCCAUGUCUUUUUUAAUGCCUACAAAAUGUAGUGUGUGUUGCUGGCUCUAUAUUUAUAAUAAUUAUAAAAGUAACGGGAGUAGCUGCAUUCCUAUAGGCUAGAAAUGGCCAGGCACAGGCAAGAAAAAAUGACUCAUUGUUGCAAUUAAUGCUUGUGCUUGCACUUGUGAUUAAUUAGCCUGGUGAUAGUGCUGUGCAAAAGAUCAGGGUGAGAAUUAAUAAGGAGACAAGUGAGGACUUCUGAGAUGGUUAGGAUGCUGUUUAGUGCUCCUUCCUUGGGCUGCCUGUGCCUGUUUAAUUAAAAGCAACAAUGCAGCCUUGCUACGUACCAAUAGACCCUCGGGCAGGUGGUGCAGAAUAUUUAUAUCACAGUGCUCUGUAGCAAACGUCAAAAUUUAAUUCCUGUGCACUUCCCUAAAUAUAAUUCUGAAACGUCAGAGAUACUAAGAGGAAUGCUGGCAGCCGAUGGGAUUGCUGUCAGGAGCAGGAGGCAGAGUGCCACAUUUAUACCCAUCUAGAUACACAGGUGACUUCAGCUGCUGUGUUCCAGGAGCCUGCAGUGCUCUGAGGGACAUCCUUCAAACAGGAGCACAUGCUGCAGGUUUGUACACCUGUGGGUGCUGAUCCCUGCAGUUCUGUGCUUUGCUGAAAGCUGUUGCAACUGCAGGACAUGCUGGUGCUCAGUGGCAUUGCCCAGGGAGGGGACGAUAACGCUGCAAACGCUGGCCCAGACUGCACCUUUCAGACAGAACCCUCCUGUCCAAAAGGGUGUGGAGAAGAGGUGGCUGAUAAACACAGCUGCUGACGGAGAGAGAAGAGAUGUGCCACAGGGACAAGCUCUUGUAGAAAGGCCUGGAGCAUGAAGGCAGCUGCAGGUGGUUUCUCCUGAAGGACCUCUCACUGGCUUUUUUCUCACAAGGCAUUUCUCUCUUCUCCCACCUUCCUGUCCCUCCCAGAUGUUCCCAUUGAGAAGAACAAUUUUUCUCCUUCGAUGGCUGAGGCAGAGCAGGAGCAAACCCCAGGAGCCCACGUGUUUCCUCAAAGCUCCUCCAAGAACCUGCUUUUUCAGGGCACGCCUGGUGGAGAGAGUCGAAUAAAUACAUCAAUAUGUAAAUAGAUCCACAAGAGGAGGAUGAGCUGGGACUUUGCAAAACUGAUAAGCAUCUUUGGAGGCACGUUGUCACUGCACUUCUUGCAUAUUCUGAUGAAGCAGACAGCAGUGCUGGAUCUCAGCCCUGGGUUGUGGGAGAGAAAGGGAGGGAGGAAGGCAGUGUGGGCACGAGCAGACCGUGACUGAAAUUCUUCUAUGGAUUGAUUCGGCUUGAAUGUAUUCUGGGGCUGGUCUAAUUGCUAGUUUAGUCUCAGGCUUUGAUUCUCCUGUUCCUUGCACAUCUCUGCUGCUGAGUCUUCCCUGCAUUUCAAGCAGUCGUAGUGCAUCCAGACCAAACCAACCUCUCUUGGAUCAAAAUUCCCGUCCUUUGCAAUGCAUCCUUCUGCAAAGCAUUUGCAGCACAGUGUGGCACGAGGAAAAGGGAGUGAAGGUUGGACUUCUGCUAAAUGAAUCUUCUAUCUGUGUAAUGGCAUUCAGGCCUUAUUUGGAAAAACAAAACCUGAAGCUUUUGGGACACCUUGUUCAUGAUAGUGUGGCCCUCAUCAGAACUGUGGGAGACCACUUCAGUGAAGCACAAGCAGCAGAAGGUGCCAUGGCCAACUAGUUCAUGCCAACACUGCCUGCAGCAUGCUGCCUGCUGCAGGGCUCCAUGGAGGAUGGCCCCACAUUUUGUCUGCUUUGCCUCACGUGCUUCCACUAUGGGAACAGAGACACAAAAGUGAGGAAACGUGGCACACAGCUUGGGCACUUCUGUCCUAAUUUCCAUGGAGAGAAGAGGGGGAGAAUCCCCACAUGUGCCGUCUCGGUGCCGCCUCCUUUUCUGCAGGCUGAGCUCCAGCCCUUGUUUUGCAGCACGCCACAUGGAAUUUUAUCACCUUCAACAAUGAAAUCUGUCACCUUCAAGCUGCCUUAUUGUAAUCUGGGGACUUCCACCGUGGCUGCCGUAACCCCGCGCUGGGCUCCCUCCGCACAGCGCCUAUUGAUCCUGCUCCUCGUGCAACCCACAGUGUUAACUCUGGGGACCGCAUUUGUACUUGUUUUCUCACUGGUGUCGGAUCAUUAAUUCAUCUUCCUCUUUCCCUUUGUCUUCCUUCUGUCUUGUGUGCACCUCAGUCCCCUUCUCCUGCUGGCUGCCUCACCUCCCUCCCUGCCCCUUUGCAGAACAAGCCAUGCAGGUGUUCAGCAGCAGCAGCAUCCAGGUGGUUUCCUGAUCUGAUAUUUUAAAGGAUGCCAUGUACAAAUGCAUCCUUUAAAUGAUAAGACCUCUGUGUCACAUCCAUUAUACAGGUGUGUGAGUCAGAUUAACCAGCGUAUCUUCUGGAGAAAGGAAGUGAACAGUGAACUCAGGCACUGGUACUUCAGCAGCAGUGCAGCUUGGGCACUGCAGCUGUAUCACAAAUAGCUUUUUUCUGGACAUUUGGGAGCCCUGGUGGGGCAGGAGGAGAUAACUUGGCCUUAUUUAUCUGCUGCUGUACAUGUCAGGAUCAGAACAUUCCUGCUUGCUGUUUUCCCGUAGCUUAUGUCGUUGAUGAGUUUUUGUUUGAGGGAUAACUUUUCCCUUUGAAAUGCCCAUUUGCAUGUACAUUUAUAUGGGCUAAUUAAAAACUUAGCAUCAGAGUUGCUUUUCUGCUGACAGUCAGUGUACAGCAAAUUGGUUGUGCCUUUUUGGAGAUGUCCGCUUUGCUGCAGAAAUAGAAACUUCUAAUAAAAUCGCUUGGUCGCAUCUUUUGGGCUUUAUGUUUCCAGUGAAUAACCAAUAUUUGCAACAGAAGAUUUCAACGAAAAAAGGCUGUUCACUGAAGGUUUUCUGUGGGAAAAAUCGGUAAUGUGUAUUAUUAAAUAUAAAGAGGCUUAUGUCUUCAAGCCACAGCUCUUCACAAGCUCAAAAUAGGGUGGGUUUUUCAUUGAACAAAACCUUGCACUUCUUGCAGGCAGCAUAUUGAAAGGUGCCUGCGCCUGGCAGCUCGGGCCUGGAGGGCUGCUCUCAUCACUCUGUCAGUGACAUGAGUUAUUUCAUAAGCCAUGGAAAUAAUUAUUUCAAAAGUGGAUGUGUAGGGGCUGACAGCAAAGGCCGAGGUUGGAUUGCUGGAUUUGCCUGAGCCCAUGCAAAGCAGACUGCCAGCUAACGUACCAGCCACGGGAUUUUGUGACAAGCCAAAAGAAACCUUUCCUCCAGCGCAUGCAAAUAGGUUUUGCAAGGCAAAAAUAAGCUGUGAUGCAAACAUCACACUCUUCUUUUUCCAAUUUGCCUUAGGAAAAGAGGGAGAGAGAAGGAAGGACAGACGCUUUACCCCACCAAGGGCUCUUUCCGGAAGCAGUCGCUGUGUGUUUCUAUUUAGGUGGAGCUCUUCUGAUUUUCUGUCUGCCUUGCGAGUCACACCGAGGUGCCUGCGGAACGAUGCGGUGAUUGCUUCUGAAAUCCACGUUCUCUUAGGAUCUGCUCUUUCCAUCUUGAUAAAAUUUUAAUUCUUGCUUUCUGAUAACACAGUGUGGCUGUUUGGGGGCCUGCCUUUGUCAGGGACUUGUGGUUGGUGUUCACCUGUGACUGCAGGACAUCGGUAACCCCGUUUCUCCUUGGACAGAAGUCAGGACCAGAGCUCCCUUUCCUUUCUCUCAUCGUGUUGCCAAACUCCUGGUGCUGUUUCUGCCCAGCAUGGCGUACGGACACAACCAGCUUAUUGUUGGGACCCCUCUGCUACCUUGGUUUUAUUCUUGGUUCUGUAUGCUCACAUCUGAUAUUUGGAAGGAACUGUGGGUGCAGAUUGCUUAAAUAUGGCCUCACAGAGCCAAUGUAAUUUUGUAGCAGAAAAGGCUUGGAUCUCAAAUGCCUUCCAGUUCCAUUCCCUCUGCCCCCUCUAAUCUAUUUCCAGCAGCUUUGAGUUGAAUGUGGCUCCUACUUUGUGCUUAAACUGACCCUGUCUGUGCCACCACUACAUUUUGAGAUGGCCAAGGGAGAGAUUGUGCACUUCUGCACAUGCAUAUAUGUCCCACACAUACCCAGCACUGGUGGAGGAUUUGUCAGUAUUAGAAAUCCUGGUGGAAAAAUGCUCACGAUGAUGAAUUCACAGAAAAUACAUCAAAUAUUAUACCCAGGUAGCCAGAUAACGGUGUCAUUCACCACACUGUGACACUGUUCUCAUAGAGCAAAUGCCAUUUCCCUGAAAAAAAAAAUCAGUUUUCUUUCCUUAGGAAAGGAUGUUCAGAGCACCUUUAGUGAGUGAGGGAAGGUAGAAGAGCCUUUGUGCAUGCCCUGCUUCCUGUGCUCUUAUGCUGAUUUUAACCACAGGUUUGGUUAUUUCUUGUGUAUAUCUGUAUAUAGAUACAUAUAUAUUUUUCUCUCCGCGUUGCUGCUUUGAAAUAUAUGCCUGAAUUCUCAAUGAAGAACAGCUGAGAGAUGAGGAAAAUGGCUUAAGAAUUCAGCAGGCUGUAAGCUAUUUGGAUUUAAAAUAGUGCCUGGGAGAGAGCUUUUCACACUGCCGAACCACCCUCCUCCUGUCAGCGGCUGAGGUUGCCGUCCUUUGUUUGGCACAAUGUCGCCUUCCCUCUGAGUCUUCAGUGAGCCUUCAAGGGAAAGAAGGCUGAGCGAGUCUGCUUUCCUCUUUCAAAUCCCUCAAGGUCCUUUUUUUUUUUUUAAAAAAAAAAAAAACACAACAAAAACAACAAAACACCCGUGUGGGCCAUGUGCCUUUCAGUUUGCUUCUCAGCUUUGUUUCUUCGCUUCCCCCUCCUCCUUUGCAGGACGCUGUUGAGUGCUCAGCAUCACCCACCUCAGCUGCAACGCUUGGAGCAUCAGCGCCUGCUCUUCUGACUGCAUCCAGAGCACCUCCACCUCAAGACUUGGGACGUGAUCUGUGCACGCCGUGCUGAGCUGGUGAGGCAGAACCAGGAAGCUGCCAACUGGGACAUCACGUUGCUCUCUAAGCCAGGCACGUUUCUGACCCUGAGAUGGUGGAGAUCGGUGAUCCAACUGCACAGAAGGGACCUACAGCGUGUUCUUCUGAGACCUCACAAGCAUUUCCUCGUCCUUCUCAGGCUUUGCCCACACGGAAUGUGAACUUCAAUGUUUCCCACCACAACUGCGAGAAAUAUCCUGAACGGAGUGCUGUAACUUCAGGUGAAGAAAAGCAACAGAAGCAGAUGGGCUUGUAAACAGCAGAGAGCUGGCUGCCCCACAGAGGGCUGCGCAGAGCAGAGAGGAGCAGAACGCAGGAAGACUACUGCAGAUCCCAUGGAUUGCAGCAGUCACAGGGAAAAGAGACCUAUGAAAGAUGGCUCCAGAUGUUUUACCUAAUAAAUCAAGGAGUCUCAUCAGAGGAUUGAAUCCAAAAGCUGUUACCAUGACUUCAAAGGCACAGAGUGGAGCAGAAAGAAGCAGUGCGGACAUUUUCUACCAGUCUGCAGUCACUGAUGGUGAAAAUAUACUCUGGUUCCAUGGUUUUCUCUGUGGGAACCAAAAUUCCUCCAUGAUAAAAUGAAAUGGUGCUGUGCCCCCAGCCAACAUCUGCUGGAAAAGAAUCCAGACUUCAGAAAAAUUGCUGCUCAUCUUCCCUCCCCCAGGAUGCUGACGCCCAGCAAACUGUCACGGCUGCCUGGGAUUGGUGACAUCUCGAGUGACACGUGUUGGAUCGUCAGAUCAGAGUGGGAGCAGCACAGCUUUGGGAGCCUAAAAAUAGGGUCCGUAGUGAGAACCUUCACUCCUUUUUACUUCCUGGUGGAGCCAAUGGACAUUCUGUCAGUUCGUGGGGCAUCUGUUAUAAUGAACUGCUCAUCUUAUUGUGAAACUCCUCCGAAGAUCGAAUGGAAGAAAGAUGGAACUCUUCUAAACUUGGUCUCAGAUGACCGUCGCCAGUUGCUGCCAGAUGGGUCUUUAUUAAUAAACAGUGUGGUGCAUUCCAAGCAUAAUAAACCCGAUGAAGGAUAUUAUCAGUGCGUGGCAACUGUGGAAAGCCUGGGGAGCAUUGUAAGCAGAACAGCAAAGCUCACGGUGGCAGGUCUUCCCAGGUUCACCAGCCAGCCGGAGCUAUCGUCUGUCUAUAAAGGAAACAGUGCAAUCCUGAACUGCGAAGUGAACGUUGACCUCGCGCCGUUUGUGAGGUGGGAGCAGGACCGGCAGCCCCUCUCCCUGGAUGACCGUGUCUUUAAGCUGCCGAGCGGAGCGCUUCUUAUUGGUAACGCUACCGAUACAGAUGGAGGAUUCUAUCGCUGCGUCAUUGAAAGUGGUGGGACCCCCAAAUACAGUGAGGAGGCAGAGCUCAAAAUUCUUCCAGAUCCAGAAGAGCCCCAGAGCUUGGUCUUCGUGAGGCAGCCAUCUUCACUUACUAAAGUUACUGGGCAAAAUGCGGUUUUUCCAUGUGUUGCUGGAGGAUUUCCAACUCCGUAUGUCAGAUGGACAAAAAAUGGAGAAGAGCUAAUCACAGAAGACUCCGAGAGGUUUGCGCUGCGUGCGGGGGGCAGCCUGCUCAUCAGUGAUGUUACGGAAGAGGACGUUGGGACGUACACCUGCAUAGCAGAUAACGAGAACGAGACGAUUGAAGCUCAGGCAGAGCUUGCAGUACAAGUUCCUCCUGAGUUUCUGAAGCGACCCGCAAACAUUUAUGCUCAUGAAUCUAUGGACAUUGUCUUCGAGUGUGAAGUGACUGGAAAACCUACUCCAACUGUGAAAUGGGUCAAGAAUGGAGACGUGGUGAUUCCAAGCGACUACUUCAAAAUCGUUAAAGAACAUAAUCUGCAAGUUUUGGGUCUGGUGAAAUCAGAUGAAGGAUUCUAUCAGUGCAUUGCAGAAAAUGAUGUUGGAAAUGCACAGGCUGGAGCCCAGCUGAUAAUACUUGACCUCGAUGUUGCCAUCCCAACAUUACCUCCCACUUCACUGACCAGUGCCACUAAUGACCAUCUAGCACCAGCUACAACGGGACCACUGCCUACAGCCCCUCGGGACGUCGUGGCCACCCUCGUCUCCACUCGCUUCAUCAGGCUGACGUGGCGGACACCGGUGUCAGACCCGCAGGGAGACAACCUCACCUAUUCAAUCUUCUACACUAAGGAAGGUAUCAACAGGGAACGUGUUGAAAACACCAGUCGUCCUGGAGAGACACAAGUGAUGAUCCAAAACCUGAUGCCAGAAACAGUUUAUGUCUUCAGAGUUGUGGCUCAGAACAAGCACGGCCAUGGAGAGAGCUCAGCACCACUGAAGGUGGCCACGCAGCCUGAGGUUCAGCUGCCUGGUCCAGCACCCAAUAUCCGAGCGUACGCCGGCUCCCCCACCUCUGUCACCGUCACGUGGGAAACACCACUGUCUGGCAAUGGGGAAAUCCAGAACUACAAGCUCUACUACAUGGAGAAGGGGCAGGACAGUGAGCAGGAUGUUGAUGUAGCAGGACUCUCCUACACCAUUACUGGAUUAAAGAAGUACACUGAGUAUAGUUUCCGAGUGGUGGCUUACAAUAAACACGGCCCUGGCGUCUCUACCCAAGAUGUUGUUGUGCGGACGCUGUCAGAUGUUCCCAGUGCUGCACCACAGAAUCUAACGCUGGAGGCACGGAAUUCCAAGAGCAUCAUGCUGCACUGGCAGCCUCCUCCUGCAGGGACACACAGCGGGCAAAUCACCGGCUACAAAAUCCGCUACCGCAAAGUGUCCCGUAAGAGUGAUGUGACCGAGAGCGUCGGGGGGACACAGCUUUUCCAGCUCAUUGAAGGUCUUGAACGGGGCACGGAGUACAACUUCCGGAUAGCUGCCAUGACUGUGAAUGGCACUGGGCCAGCUACUGACUGGGUGUCAGCAGAAACAUUUGAGAGCGAUCUGGAUGAAAGCCGUGUUCCUGAAGUUCCGAGCUCCUUACACGUCCGUCCUCUUGUCACCAGUAUUGUGGUGAGCUGGACUCCACCUGAGAACCAGAACAUCGUGGUGAGAGGCUAUGCCAUAGGGUAUGGCAUCGGCAGUCCUCACGCGCAGACCAUCAAGGUGGACUACAAACAGAGAUACUACACCAUUGAAAACUUAGACCCGAGCUCGCACUACGUUAUAACUCUGAAAGCAUUCAACAAUGUUGGUGAAGGAAUUCCUCUCUAUGAGAGCGCAGUGACCAGGCCUCAUUCAGACACUUCCGAAGUUGAUUUGUUUGUUAUUAAUGCUCCAUACACUCCAGUGCCAGAUCCAUCUCCCAUGAUGCCACCGGUGGGAGUUCAGGCUUCCAUCCUGAGCCAUGACACCAUACGGAUCACUUGGGCAGACAACUCUCUGCCAAAGAACCAGAAGAUCACGGAUGCUCGCUACUACACAGUUCGCUGGAAAACCAAUAUUCCUGCAAAUACAAAGUACAAGACGGCCAACGCGACCACGCUGAGCUAUUUAGUGACUGGGUUAAAACCAAACACGUUGUAUGAAUUCUCCGUGAUGGUGACUAAAGGGCGAAGAUCGAGCACGUGGAGCAUGACAGCACAUGGGACAACUUUUGAGCUAGUUCCUACUUCACCUCCCAAGGAUGUGACUGUGGUGAGCAAAGAGGGAAAGCCUCGGACCAUCAUUGUGAACUGGCAGCCUCCGUCCGAAGCCAACGGCAAAAUUACAGGAUACAUCAUUUACUACAGUACGGACGUGAAUGCUGAAAUACAUGACUGGGUUAUUGAGCCCGUUGUGGGGAACAGGCUGACCCACCAGAUACAAGAGCUGACCCUCGACACGCCGUACUACUUCAAAAUUCAGGCCCGCAACUCAAAGGGCAUGGGGCCCAUGUCUGAGGCCGUCCAGUUCAGGACCCCUAAAGCUGAGUCCUCAGAUAAAAUGCCUAAUGAUCAAGCUUCGGGAUCUGCAGGGAAAGGAAGCCGCCCAGUGGACGUGGGGCCGGACUACAAACCCCCGCUCAGCGGCAGUAACAGUCCCCAUGGAAGUCCGACUUCUCCCUUGGAUAGCAACAUGCUUCUUGUCAUCAUAGUGUCUGUUGGGGUCAUCACCAUUGUGAUAGUGGUGAUCGUCGCCGUUUUCUGCACUCGUCGUACCACUUCUCACCAAAAAAAGAAACGAGCUGCCUGCAAAUCAGUGAACGGCUCCCACAAGUACAAAGGGAAUUCCAAAGAUGUCAAGCCUCCUGACCUUUGGAUCCAUCAUGAAAGACUGGAGCUAAAGCCCAUUGAUAAAUCUCCAGAUCCCAAUCCAAUCAUGACAGAUACCCCAAUCCCUCGCAACUCCCAGGACAUCACCCCAGUUGAUAAUUCCAUGGACAGCAAUAUUCACCAAAGGCGGAACUCCUACAGAGGGCAUGAGUCGGAGGACAGCAUGUCCACGCUGGCAGGAAGAAGGGGGAUGAGGCCCAAGAUGAUGAUGCCUUUUGAUUCUCAGCCGCCUCAGCCUGUGAUUAGUGCCCAUCCCAUCCAUUCACUCGAUAACCCCCACCAUCAUUUCCACUCCGGCAGCCUCGCUUCUCCAACUCGCAGCUAUCUCCAUCACCAGGUCAGCCCGUGGCCAGUGGGCACAUCCAUGUCCCAUUCAGACAGGGCCAAUUCCACAGAAUCCGUUCGGAACACACCGAGCUCUGACACCAUGCCGGCCUCCUCGUCCCAGCCGUGUGCGGACCACCAGGACCCCGACAGCAGCUCAGGCGCUUACCUGGGCAGUGCUCAGGAGGAGGACGCGGCCCAGAGCCUGCCCACAGCUCACGUGCGUCCAUCCCACCCCCUGAAGAGCUUUGCAGUGCCAGCAGUGCCUGCAGCUGGCUCUGCCUAUGACCCCACGCUGCCCAGCACCCCGCUGCUGACCCAGCAAGCUCCCUCCCAUCCAGUUCACUCGGUGAAGACUGCAUCGAUUGGGACUUUAGGAAGAACACGGCCUCCCAUGCCUGUGGUGGUUCCCAGCGCCCCUGACGUGCAGGAGACCACCAGGAUGCUCGAGGACUCGGAAAGCAGCUAUGAACCAGAUGAGCUGACCAAAGAGAUGGCCCACCUGGAAGGACUGAUGAAGGACCUUAAUGCCAUCACUACAGCAUGACCACCUUCACCAGGACAUGACUCCAGAUUGUUUCACAAGUCUUGGGACUUAGCCUUGGAACACAAGGAAUUGUACAGUAAAAAAAAUACAGAAGAAGAGGGACAGCACAUUGAGAGCAUCCCCAGGAAGCAGAGGAACCAAUUGGUGCAUUUGUGCUACAGCUGGUCGAAGAGGGACGACCUUCCCGGCCAUCAUCCUGUAACAAAGUCACACCAAGUUGAGUUCCAUUUACCUGCUGAGUCCAGGCAGGAUGGGACGCAGCAGGCUGAAAUCUAGCAUCCAGACAAAAGGAAAGAGAGUGGACUUCAUAAGCUGUUUUUUUUUUUUUCUGGUCAGGUUUUGUCUCAGUGGUGUGAUUGCCCUGCCUUUUCAGUGUUGGACAUUCGCAUUUAUGUACAAUUUUGUGUUUUUAUUUUAUCUUUUUUUUUUUUUUAAUAAAAAGGAAAAAAAAAUGAUGUAAUCAAAGAAAAAAAAAAAAGGAGAAACUAUUGUUUUCCCCAGCCUAGACUGACAUUUGACUGCUUGUUCUAUUGUGUAUGAAAAUUCAUUGCCAGCGUGGGUUGUUCUGUUUUGUUUUUUAUUCUGCAUAUAAUUACGUCCCCUUCUGGCAGUUAAUCCAUGGCCUUUUGGGAUGCUGCACUGUUAUUUGUAAGCUUUUUUUUUUUAUUAUUAUUUUUAUAUUAUAAUUAUUAAAAGCCUGACUUUCUCCUCUCAUCACUGUGAGAUUACCAGUCUGUUUGAAUUGAAAUGUAAUUUGAAAGGCUUGUUUGUUGCUUUUUGUGCAGUUUCAAUAUUUUGAGUGGGGAAAAGUAGAUGGGGAGGGAAUCGAGGGGGAGGUUUCAUUACUGUUGUUUUCCUGUCUUUCUACAUUGACUCGAAAGACUGAAGAAAAUGAAAGCAUCUUCUGUAACGUCCUUCCUUGUAACUCCAGCAUACUGUGUCUCUGGUUACUGAAUUGCAGUGAGUCUCAUUUAGAAGCAUUAAAAAAAUUUCCUCCUGUAAAGUAGGGUUCCUUACAUUUAGAUGACACUACUGCUUGUUUUGGCAACAGUGCUGGUUUGGCGUUGUUAGGUUAAAGGCCACCUCAUGAGAGCAGCUCUGUGGGUGCGAGGAGCUGCCUGGGCCUCUCCUAAACCAAAGGGUAUUUUCCAUCUUACCUUACGCCGUGUCCACAGGACCCUUCAGCAGCAAGUCCAACCCCAGUGCAGUUUCUCCAUCCCAGGCCCUUUAAAAAACAAGAUGCCUUCUCUUAAGGAUUCUUAAGAUACGUAGGCAAGGCAAAAUGUGUUUGUUUUUUUUUUUUUUUUAAUAUAUACACUUUUUGAACCAUUUGGAAAGAAAAACAGUAUUAGUGACUCAGGUGCACUUCAUAUAUCUGUCUAGAAAGGAAGGAAAAUCAAAAGGGAAAUCCAUUGUGAGGGGAAGGCAGAGCUUUAUCUAUUUUCUCCUUAUGUAUAGGAUUGCACAGCUCUGCCAUAGUCUGAGGAAGAAUGGCAUAAAAGGAGGGACUGUAUCUUAGUAAGAGAAACAAAACUCACCUGCCCAGGAAACUCAUAUGCAUUUUCACUUUUAAGAUGAAAGGAUACCCAAAACUUACUGACAGGGAGAAGCUGUUGGAUUUCUCUUGGAAGCUCAGCAUUACCAAUAGAGGGAGUGCAGGUACCAGCAGGCACAAAGAGGCAGGGCACUUCCAGAGCCCACUGCCCCCCAGCUAGCCUGCUGCACCUGUGCAUAGGAUCAUAGAAUCACAGGGUUGGAAAGGACCUACAAGAUCAUCUAGUCCAACUGUCCUCCCAUUACCCUUGCUACCACAAGCCACUAAACACAGAAUGAGUUGUUUGUUCAAGAUUUAACAGAACAAACAAAACCCUGAUUGCUUCCCACCCCUUGUAUCCUUCUCACUAAAGCUCUGGACCCGUAUUCUUGGUGCCCAUUGCUGGGGAAAGGAGAGCCAAUGAAGGGUCCCAGAGAGCAGCAGGCCUUGGGCUGUGGUUUUACUUCCUUUUUUAGCCUGGACUCUUUGUAUUGUCAUUUUUAGCACAGUUGCUGGGUUUAUUUAUUAUUUGAGGGAAGGGAGGAAAUCAAUGACAUGGGGCACUGUGGGCCACCUGGAAAACUGAUGUUUGGACUUCUAAUCAAUGCAAUUCAGGGCAAAAUAAGCUACAGAAUAUGUAUUUCAAUAACAAAACAGCAUACCUUGUCCUGAAAGGAAGGGUGGAUGUUUUCCUUUGCCUAUUUUUUACCUAUACCCAAAGAAAUACCAUCUUACACACACAGUAUUCUUAGCUGGUGGGUCUUUGUGAAUAUUACUUAUGUAUAACACCAUGAAUGUUAAUAUUGUCAUUGAAUUCGGGGAGGGGGAAUAUUUUUAAUGAUAAAACAACUGUUCAAAGUUGGUUUUUUAAGGUUAAACUAAAAGAAAACAUUUAUUCAAUUCAGUGUACAAUCUGUAUUGCACUUUUUCACAUUUUAAUGCUACGUUUUCUUACAUAUCCUGUGAUUUUCAAUUUGGACAUUGUGUAUCCUCGUAGUGUCAUAGUCAAGCUGUUGAGUGGCAGCUUCCCUCAGAGAGAUUUGGGGAAAAAGCAAACCUGUAUAUUGUUUUAUGAUUCUCAUGUAGAAUAAUUUUAAGGACUGCUGUAGACAUCUACCUUUCUGUACAAUUUUUUUUUUUUUUUUGCUUUUCUGUAGUAUUUGCUGUAUACUCUAUGGCUUUUUUUAAUAACUUCAUGUUUAUUAUUUUGUAUUGGACAUCCAAUACACUUUUUUUAAUCCAAUCAAA